Molecule: messenger RNA, 3797 nt
Organism: Phymastichus coffea
Lineage: Eukaryota; Metazoa; Arthropoda; Insecta; Hymenoptera; Eulophidae
Product: E3 ubiquitin-protein ligase ZNF598
Exons: 10
Coding region: 441-3008 (855 amino acids)
Biological process (GO): rescue of stalled cytosolic ribosome; protein ubiquitination
Molecular function (GO): ubiquitin protein ligase activity; ribosome binding
Source: RefSeq, a predicted model, not a curated record
UGCUAUGAUAUGAUACAUACGAUCUUAACGGUCUCCAUCUCCAUGCCUUUUAAUGUCAACUUAGCGUAAGUCACGUGUGAUAAAAGUGUUGGUGUUACAAAUACGUGGAUCUAAUAAAAUCCUUGGAUAAUAUGUCUUAUACCUCCUGCAUUUGUCCUAGCAAUCAGACCUGCCGUACGGGGUUAUCGUCAACCCAACGUGGAGCUAGACGAAAGUGUAAGGACGCGAAAAGGCUAAGAAGAGAGUAGAAAGAGAGACAGAGAAAGUUCUAUCUAUUAACCAAAGAUCAGCUUGCGAUAUUCCUUUGCAAACCGUCUGGCGUAUCAAGGUCGUCAACACAUUUGAAUUGGUUGUGCAUUUUUACAUACUACAAGUCUAUUUUGGUGCAACUGACAUUGUGCAGCAACAUCUGGCAACCUACUAUUUCCAAGGUCAGCAAAAUGUCAGCGAAAAACGAAACAACCACUGGCAGCGGCAACAAUAAUGCUUGCAUCGUGUGUUAUAAAAACACUAAAUACUACAGCAUUGGCAUGUGUGAGCAUCCAGUCUGCUAUGAGUGCAGUACGCGUAUGAGAGUGCUCUGUCAGCAGAAUGAGUGUCCUAUCUGUAGACAAGACCUGCCCAAGGUUGUAUUCACUAAAGAAAUCAAGCCAUUUCGCUUUCUGAAAAAGGGUAGCCUUGUGGACACUAGAUACAAUAUCUAUUUUGAGAGUCUAGAUAUACAAACAAAAUUUGUCGAGCUACUUGCUCACAGGUGCACUAUCUGUGAAAACAAUCAGGUAUUCAGCUCGUUCAAUAGCCUUAAGGAGCACAUGAGAAGGAAACACGACUUGCAUUAUUGCGAUCUCUGUGUAGAAAACCUUAAGAUUUUUUCUAAUGAGCGACGCUGCUAUACAAAACAAGAGUUGUCACAUCACCGUCGCAAAGGCGACACAGACGACAAGAGUCAUAAAGGCCACCCAUUAUGCGAAUUUUGUGACAAGCGUUACAUGGACAACGACGAGCUCUAUCGUCACUUGCGCCGAGAUCACUUAUUCUGUCAUUUCUGUGAUGCCGACGGACUUCAUCAUUACUACAAUUCUUAUGAUUACCUCAGGGACCAUUUUAGACAGGAGCACUUCCUGUGCGAGGAAGGGAACUGCGCGGACGAACAGUUUACCAGCGUUUUCAGAACUGACAUUGACUUGAAAGCUCAUAAAUCAAGUGUACAUGGUAAGCAGCUUGGCAAAGCUGCUGCCAAGCAAGCUAGAACAUUGGAGCUGGAGUUUACAUUGGCACCUAGGGGUGAUCUUAGAAAUAGGAGGCCAGGCCCAAUGCGACCACACGACGGCAAUGCCAAUUUCUCGCGUAAUUAUCAAGAGCCACCAUCAAUACCAGAAGAACCACCAACAUUCGUACGACAACAAUUGGUUGACGUGCAGAGUACCCAAGAAUUUCCAACGCUCGGUAAUGCGACACCGUUUUGUCCCAUAACAACGCCAAAACCGCGAAAUGUUACGAUACGUAGUACCUUGAGACAAGGCAAUUACGACGAGAAUUUCCCAGCACUUGGGCUGGAAGCUUCGGGAUUCAGUAGUGGCCCGAGUACGCAAACCACCAAGACAUUGAAUUUGAACGUAACUUCGAAUUCAAGUCAGCCUACUAUGACGAGUAUUAGGAGACCGGCUGGUACAACUAACUCUAAAACACUGUCUGUACACGUUAAUCACAAACCAAAUGGAACAUUAACAACGAGGGUAGCCGGCCCGAACCUGCAAAUAACUCCCGGAUCUUUGCGAGAUUUCGAUUUCCCAACAUUAGGUCGAGUUGAUCCGCCAGCACAGUCUUCAUGGACGAAGGUAACGGUGAAGCCGUCGGUGACACCGCGCAGAGAAAAAGUUGCACCACCACCAUUAGCGCCGUCACCGCCACCUGUUCAAUCGGACAAGGCAUUCCCAAGUCUCUCCAAAACGAAGGCUCCUGUGACUUCCACGUCGUGGGUUCAGAUUUCAUCAACGUCAACAAAUACAAAUAAUAGUACGUCGUCAACGAUAGACGCAACGAAAGGAAAAACUAAGAAGAAAAAAAAGCAACAGCAGACAAGUAUAAGCAACGGUUCUGCCUCGAGUACAGAAUCGAGUUCAUCUACCCAAGCCAGCAAAGAUACAACGAACAAUGAUAAAACUAAUACAAAAAGUAACAAAGAGUCGGAACCUAGCAAAAAGGAUCGCAGUAAAACUAAGCAAAACUCGGAUAAAAGCAAGAAAGAAGAGACAAGCUCGGAGUCGGUUACAGUUGCGUCAACGCCACGAAAACGUACUGAGAUCAAAAUCGAGAAUCUCAAUAAUACUAUUAAUGAUAACAAUAAUAUAAGUGUCGAAACGAAAACUGCCACUACUCCGAAGCCAGAAGAAUUUCCAGUUCUUGGUCGACGUCCACCGCCAGGUUUAACAAAUCCACCGCCGGGAUUUGGACCUUCUCCCACGGUUAAUGUUUCGAACCCACCACCUGGCUUCUUCAAGCGAGUGAAUGGCUUAACAUUUACUAACAGCUCGGGCGAGAGCUAUGCAAUUUUAUCCGAUUCCGAGCAUCACUACGAGUACCUGCCGCCGGCAGAUUUCCAACGGCGGAAUCAGAAACUCAUCGCCGAGUUCAACAAUUGUUUUGGCAGUGAGGAAAGCGAGGAGCUGAAAGCUUUCCGGUAUCUCAGUGGUCUGUUUAGGACGGGGAUUUGCGACGCCGACGAGUAUUACCAACAAUGCAGAACGUUGAUGGGUGUACAAGCUUUUAAUCGAGUAUUCCCGGAGUUGUUAGCUUUAUUACCGGAUAUCGACAAGCAGCGCAAAUUGUUUGAUGUACACAAGAGCGAGUUGUCUGGCCGGAUAAGAAAUCUAGACAGUUGCGCAACUUGCGGUCAAGUCUUACGCAGUUCCGACAUACCAUCACACGCAGCUAGUCACAGUUUGGAAAAUCAUUUCCCCGUACUGGGAAAGACUUCAUCCAUUGGUAGCGGCUGGCACCGCAAAUAGUCCUGUAAAUACUUGAAGCUCUAUAUCGAGCUUGUAAGCGAAUCAGAGAUUACCAUUAUUUUUUUAUGAGCGUAAAUUACAUCAUAUUUUCCAUACACAUUGCCCGGACGUGUAUUUCUAAAUUGAAAAAAUAAGUUUUUUUCUUUGUGUACUUGCUUUUUUUUUCGUUGUUUGACAGGAUUACGCUAUCGAAUAAUGAAAAAUGAGUCAAUUAUCCGUCAUUGGUAAAGACUUCUAUUACAACUAUUUUUAUCAAACGCAGAUGUCAAUUAUAAUUCGUUCGGGUAUGGAAGAUGUGUUUUUUAGGUUUUCAAUGAAAGCUUUGUACAUAUAAGAUGACACUUUUUAAGAGUGAAGCAAUUGGUUUGCUCUGAAAUAUAAAUUAUAUGUAUAUACAAAACCAUGGUUCGUAUAGAUUUUAUAGGCAAAUGCAACCUUAUGUGAAAAUGAAGCGUUUACAAACACAUCAGACUGCAGUCAUUUUUAUCAAUUUGGGAGCAAAAAAAACAAUGAAGCACCAACUUCAAGAAAAGUAAAUUUGAGUUUUAUAACAAUUAUAACUAAAUUACCAUUGUGUAUAAGCAGUACUAGAAAUUCCUUUGAUAUGUACGUAUGUUUCUCAUUUUAUAUAGUAAAAAAGUGAGGCAAAUACAAAAAACAUUUCAUUAAAAUUAAAGCCUAAAGUUGUUUUGUUUGGAACAUAAUAUAUAAAUAAUUUUGUCCAACUGUUUUCAGAAAUAAGAAAUUAUAAGUGAACAGAGAAGUGUACCUUAUUAACGCAUUAAAAUA